AUGUCUCAUCGUGCGAAUGAGCUGGAAAGCUCUGCCAUCACUCAUCGCCAUCAUCCCGGUGAAACACUUGGACAUGUCCGACUCCAGGAUGAAGUCACUGGUACAACACUUCUCGUACCCCAGCCUUCGUCCGAUCCUAAUGACCCUCUCAACUGGUCCAAGGCUUUCAAGAUAUACGUUGCUAUGCUGACUUGUGUAGCCCUGACCUGGAUCAACUUUUUUGCAGGUGGCCCUGGAGCAGUUUUAGUUGAAAUAGCCAUCGACCUCUUUGGUGUAUAUCUGCCCGAUGUGCACAAUCCUCCCACACUCUCUCCGGUAUCAAUUGCUGCGUUCUCAUCUGCAGUGAGCAAAACCGCUUUACUCUUUUCUACAGCUUCAAUGGUGGCCGGCGUGAGCAACAUUUUGUGGGUCCCACUCGCUGUCAAAUAUGGCCGUCGCGUGGUAUAUACUUUCUCCUUCCUGAUUUUCGGGCUCUGCUGCAUAUGGUCAGCGCGUGCCACCUCCUAUGGUAGUCUGCUGGCUUCGAGGAUUGUAGCAGCAUGGUUUUCUGGCAGCGCUGAGUGCGUUGCUCCCAUGACUAUCGCGGAUAUCUUCUUCCUUCACGAAAGAGGUAAAAUGACGGCCAUGUACUCGGCUGCGCUGUCGACAGGGGCUGCAUUUGGCUUAUUGAUCUCUGGAAUCAUGUCAAUCUCGCAGAAUUGGAGAAUGUUCCACUAUCUGUGCGCUGCUCUCGUUCUAACCACAACGGUCUUGAUUUUCUUCACUAUGCCGGAGACCGCAUAUCAAAGGGGUGUCAGUAGAACCGAGGAAGUAGUGAAUGAGAAAGUUUCUAGAUUGGCUCAGGUGGAGAAUGUCGAGGUGUCCAACACACCCAAGAAAUCAUUCAUUCAGCGAAUGGCCUUCAACCGUGCCCCUAUCACCCAUGAGAGUUUUUGGAAGAUUGCCCUCCGCCCCGUCAUCAUCUUUCUCUUACCACCAGUCUUCUGGUCGACGGUCUCUUUUGGAAUCGGAAUCGGAAUUUUCGUCAUCCUGGGCACCACGGCCGCAACGGCCUUCUCUCAGGUCUAUAACUUCACAGUCUGGCAAUUAGGAUUAGUCUGGAUUGCAGGUAUUGUGGGUAAUAUUUUGGGUAUACCCUUCGGUGGUUACUUCUCGGAUUGGGUAGCCAACCGUGCAACGUCGAAAAAUGGUGGCGUUCGAGAGCCAGAGAUGCGUCUUCCCGCCGUGAGCAUCGCUAUGAUCACCUACCCAGGAUCACUUCUCCUUUAUGGUCUAGGGAUUAAUUAUCAAGUUCACUGGAUGGUUCCUACGCUGGGGAUAUUCCUGUUCUCUUUUGGAAGCAGCGCUGCAAUAGGUAUCACUGUGGUCUACACAAUCGACUGCUACCGGCCGAUUGCCGGGGAGGUUGUUGUAAGCCAGGUCGCUUUUAAAUCCUUCAUCACGUUUCUCAUGUCCUUCUAUGCGAACCCAUGGGUGGACCGGGAUGGAUAUGCAGGAGCAUUUGGCGCCAUGGCGGCCUUUAGUUUUGUCAUUCUGGCGUUAUGGGUCCCGCUCUACGUCUGGGGUAAGCGUAUUCGUCAUGCCACUCUUAAAGGGCGUGUGAUGCGACUUGUCCACUGGGAUUCGGACAGAGAGACAGGCGAGUAG
Molecule: messenger RNA, 1647 nt
Organism: Penicillium daleae
Lineage: Eukaryota; Fungi; Ascomycota; Eurotiomycetes; Eurotiales; Aspergillaceae
Exons: 5
Coding region: 1-1647 (548 amino acids)
Biological process (GO): transmembrane transport
Molecular function (GO): transmembrane transporter activity
Source: RefSeq, a predicted model, not a curated record